Molecule: messenger RNA, 1297 nt
Organism: Linum tenue
Lineage: Eukaryota; Viridiplantae; Streptophyta; Magnoliopsida; Malpighiales; Linaceae
Source: the annotation of a GenBank genome assembly
CUGUAAAGGAUGUCUCGGCUGUCCAUGAUGACUCCAACGAAAAGGCGCAAACUGAUUGCUGCUAUUAGCGCAUUUUGGAACCUUAUAAUGAUCUAUAUUGAGCUAGGAAUGGAGGUGAUCGAACUUUCAGAGCUAUUAAUUCGUAAUCCUAGAAUUGCUAGGCAGCCCGUAGAUAGCUACAUACUGCGACAGUUCGAGAGACAAAGGGUGUUCGACAAAUGUACAAAACUCAGUGAUACCGAGAGUCACAGGAAAAUUAGGAUGAACCGUAUCUUAUUCAAGAAGUUAUGUGAUCUUUUAGUUGCAGAGGGAGGGCUGAAAAAGACUCGAAACACUGAUGUAGAUGAAAUGGUUCUCACCUUCCUUCUGGCUAUAUCUCAUGACAACAAAAUUAGGAGUUUAGCAGUUGAUUUGAGGCGCUCUAUUGAAACGAUUUAUAGAUCGUUUCACCGAGUCUUACGGGCGAUUCUUAGACUCAACAAUCUUCUUAUGAAGAAGCCCAAACCCAUUACAGCUGAUUCCACCGACAAGAGAUGGAAGUACUUUAAGAAUUAUUUGGGAGCUCUUGAUGGAACCCACAUUGAUGUUCGACCAUUGAAGGAAGAACAAACUAAAUAUCGAGAUAGGUCUGAUCAUCUCACAAUUAAUUGUUUGGGUGUUUGUACCCCAAACUUAGAGUUUAUAUAUUGCCUAGCGGGAUGGGAAGGGUCUGCACACGAUACAAGGGUGUUGAGAGAUGUUUUAAAUAGGCCAAACGGGCUAGUUGUGCCGGAAGGAUGUUAUUACUUGUGUGAUUCUGGGUAUGGCAACAGCCCAGGAUUCUUGACCCCUAUUUGGGGGCCAAGAUACCACAUCGAUGUAUGGGGGGGGGGGGCAGCUGCCACAAACUGCCAAAGAGUACUACAAUUGGAGACAUGCUCAGGCUAGGAACGUGAUUGAGAGGAUUUUUGGAAUUCUAAAAAUGAGAUGGGCAAUUCUUAGGGAUGCAACUUGGUUCUCUGUGCCUGUUGUAUCUCGAAUUGUGUUGGCUUGUUGUAUUCUACACAAUUUCAUAAAGAGGGAGGAAGGGGCUGACAUUUAUGAAAGAACCUAUCGAGAUCAACAUCGCGAUAAUGUGCAGCAUGAAAAAACCGGAGGUGAUACGGCUGCGAACUUCGGCACUCAACCCACCGAGGCUUGGACUCAGUUUAGGAUGGAUCUGGCAAAUGAAAUGUGGAACGAUCGACCUGCGCGAUUCAGAACUUCAUCAUGAUUUCUCUGUGCUCUUGUGUAAUCUGUGAAAACUAGUAAUGGUGGA